AUGGCCGAAUAUUCUAACUCAUUUUCGAAAUAAUUUAGAGAGGAUUAAGAGGAAUUUCUGAAUAUUGCCAUUAAGAAGUGGAAGUUUCAUAAGAAUUUCAAAAGAAACCUGAUAAUAUUUAGCAUAAUUGGUAUGAGUAAUUGUGCUAUCAUAGGAAUAUUUUUAUUGGUCUUCGCAAUAGUAUUUUUAGUAUUCAAUUUACAAAUAGUUGAAAAGGAAGUCUAUUAUGGUUCAUCAUGUACAAAAAAUCAAGUCAAUUGUGAAAUACCGAUUGAAAUAUCCAGUGAUAUGACGGCACCGAUUUUUGUAUACUACUAACUGGAGAAUUUUUAUAGGAGAAAUAGAAAUUAUUUCAAAUCAAAAUCAGUUGAAUAAUUGAAGGGGAAUGUGGAUGCUGAUCUUUCCAAUUGCGGAGAUUACUAAACGAAUUCUGAUAUGGAGAAGGACCAAUCAUACGGUGCCAAUACAUUAAAUAAGAGCGAGAAUGCCUUCCCUUGUGGUGAAAUAGCCUACACGUAUUUCACGGAUACAUUUAAAUUAAAAAACUCAUAAGGAGAAAUAGUUGAGAUUGAUGAAACAGAUAUAGCUUGGGAGAGUGAUAGAUAAUAUAAUUUCAAAAAUCCAAAGGGGUGGGAAAAGUUUGCUUGGACUAAUAUCGAAGAUGAACACUUCAUGGUUUGGAUGAGAACAGCAGGAUAGGGCAGGUUAAAGAAGUUGUGGGGGAGAAUUCAGAAUGAUCUAAGCAAAGGACAAUAUGUUGUUGCUUAUGACGAGUAAUUGUAUUCAUCGGAUAUGGUCAAAAGUUUCUUUAUGACUACUACAACAGUAUUUGGAUAAAAAAAUAUGGUAAAAUUCUGA
Paramecium tetraurelia is the source of this 858-nucleotide messenger RNA. RefSeq lists its product as uncharacterized. Gene Ontology annotation, cellular component: endoplasmic reticulum; Golgi apparatus; plasma membrane. The record is from RefSeq and is a predicted model, not a curated record. The transcript is spliced from 4 exons. Lineage: Eukaryota; Ciliophora; Oligohymenophorea; Peniculida; Parameciidae.